AACUCUAUUUUAUGAAGUGAAUACCAGUAGGGUUUUUAAGAACAUCUAGCUGUAUGUUAGAUUAUGUCAAUCUUGCAUGUCAAGAGCAGAUUGUGUGGUACAUGAGGAGAUGAGGGAUGUUUUGGGACAAGUGAGGUUGAGGGAUAUUAGGAAAUUGACAUUGGAAAUAUGAAGGAAGAAUGUCCUGUUGGAAAUGGAAAAGAUAGACCAUAGAUGAUGCAGAUGAAUAUUUGCAAAGUUUGGAGUGUUUUUAAGAACAAUUAUUAGGUAAAACACAUGCAAGCCUUAGCAUGCCAUUCCUUCUUCUUCUUUUUUCUUCCUCCUCCAUUGGACACAAGAGGCUUUUGUUAUGUGCUGCAUGGUCUUUUCAUGCUGCAAGUGUGAAAAUUCGUUGUUCCUUGUGAGGAUUGGCUUAAGGUUGUAUUUGGAUGAUACUGCGUGAUCUCAAGCUUCAUAGUUGCUCUUAAAAUGAAACCAAGAACUAAUGGGACUUCUAGAGGUCAGAAGACACAGAAUUUUCAGGGGGAGGGACGAAAUUGGAUUUUUAUUGCAGGUGGUGCCUUGUUAAGUACAUUGUCAAUUCACCUUGGUUACAAGCUCAAGCAGACACUGGACUCAAAGCAACAGGCAAAUGCUAGUAAUAGUCUGAAAGGGACUGUGAAAUCAUCUGACAGGAGGAGGUCACCUGGUUGCAAUAUGCAUUCAAACAUGUAUUCCUUCACGCAAGAUGAUGAUGGUUGCUACGACUGCAUUCCAGGGAAUGAAGGCAUUGCAAAUAUGAAGCAUCAGUCCAAUGACCAGAUGCUGUCUGAAUCUGACAUUGGUCUACCUUUGGUGACGGUUCCUGCUGCAGAAUUCACCAAGGAAAAUGGUGUUAUGUGGGUAUCAUCUCCUGAUCGCCUUGAGUUGCCACCAAAGCCAUUCCACAAUUCAAACUGCUCUGACUCGCCAUGUGUCUCAGAAUCUGGUUCUGACAUCUUCAGCAAACGAGAAGUUAUACAGAAGCUGAGGCAGCAAUUGAAGAGGAGAGAUGACAUGAUACUGGAGAUGCAGGAUCAGAUUCUGGAAUUACAGAAUUCACUCAAUGCUCAGCUGACACUUGCUUCAAAUUUGCAAUCACAGAUCAAUGCAGCUAACAGGGAUUUGUUUGAUUCUGGAAGGGAAAUCCAGAGGCUCAGAAAGGCAAUUGCUGAUCACUGUGUGAAACAUGUGGGCAUCAAUGACAAACCAUCAGCAAUCACAACAUGGCCAUCUGAGGCAAGAAAUGGCCAUGCAAAUGGAUAUCUGGAUGGAGACAGCAAUUUUGAGUCAUCGGAAAAGGGAAGGGGAGAUGUCGAGAGGAUUGAGAAGCUGAAGAGAGAAGUAGAUGAGUUGAAGGAAGUGAUAGAAGGGAAAGAGUACUUGUUGCAGAGCUACAAGGAGCAGAAGUCAGAGCUUUCCAUGAAGAUUAUGGAAUUGCAGCACAGAUUGGAUUCACAGCUCCCUAAUAUUUUGUAGGCAUUGGUAGGAUGUGUAUUCUUGGUUGUUUCCUCUUCUUUUCUUUGAUUUUACUUCUACAUUCUGAAUUUUGGGAGAAGCUUCCUUUUUCUCCUUUCUUUCCAGAAUUUCUUUCAUAACUUAGUUUAGAAUGUUUGAUGCAUUUUACGUGUUUGUUCAAAAGUGCGCUUGUUGGAGAGAGGAGAGAGAGAGAGAGAGA
Messenger RNA from Populus euphratica (Euphrates poplar), 1696 nucleotides. RefSeq lists its product as uncharacterized. The transcript has 4 exons. The coding region runs from base 469 to 1497 and encodes 342 amino acids. The record is from RefSeq and is a predicted model, not a curated record. Lineage: Eukaryota; Viridiplantae; Streptophyta; Magnoliopsida; Malpighiales; Salicaceae.